Messenger RNA from Parasteatoda tepidariorum (common house spider), 1892 nucleotides. The record is from RefSeq and is a predicted model, not a curated record. Lineage: Eukaryota; Metazoa; Arthropoda; Arachnida; Araneae; Theridiidae.
AUUCUAAAUCAGACACCAAUGCUGAAUCUUCCUUCUCUGGAGAACAUCUAAAUUUAGGUGAUGUUUCAAAUCAUUCUAAUAAUACAGAACAAAAUGAUGGGAAAGAAGGGGAAAACUCAGAGAUUACCGUUGCCGAAUUAGAAAAUUCAGAGAGUGAUGUUACUGGAACCGAAAAUUCUAAAGUAAACGAAGAUGAAACUGUGCUUGAGAUGUUUGAUAUUUCUCCUGAUUUAUCCAAUGGUGUAAGAAAGCAAAUUCUGAAAGAAGGUGAGGGUGAUGAAUAUCCAGGAUAUGGUGAUAAAGUGAGUGUUCAUUACACUGGCUGGUUAAUGAGCAAUCGAGAAGUUUUUGACAGUACGCGCAAGGGAGAAAGCGUCGAAUUUAGUUUAGGAAGAGGACAAGUUAUUAAAGGUUGGGACGUAGGAUUAGCCACAAUGAAGAAGGGAGAGGUAGCUUUAUUCAUUGUAGAACCUCAAUAUGCUUAUGGUGAAGCUGGAUAUCCUCCUGUUAUACCACCCUAUUCUCCUUUAUUAUUUGAAGUAGAAUUAUGUGACUGGAGGAUGGAAGAUUUGAGUUUCAAGAAGGAUAACGGUAUUUUAAGAAAAAUUUUAGCUAAGGGAGAAGGUACCACUUGUCCUAAUGAUGGAUCAUCAGUUAAAGUUAAGCUUGUUGGAUCAUAUGAUGAUAAAAUUUUUGAGGACACAGAAAAAGAGUUCAUUCUUGGUGAAGGUUGCAUUUUGAAUAUUCCUGAAGGAGUCGAAGUCGCCCUUCUAAGGUUCCAUUUAAAAGAAAAGUCUAUGAUUUAUUUGAAGAGCCAAUAUGCAUUUGAAAAAGGCUCUGAUGAAUAUGACAUUCCUCCUGAUGCUGAUGUUCAGUAUGUAGUUACUCUUUUGGAAUUCGAAAAGGCCAAAGAUGUUUGGGAAAUGGAUAGUGAUGAGAAACUUUCAAGAGCUAAAGCUUGUAAAGAAAAAGGGAUCUCAUUUAUUCAAGCUGGAAAAAUUAGAGCAGCUCUUAAACAGUUCAGAUGGAUACUUGUGUGCUUGGAGAAAGAACCUGGUGUGUCAUCAGACACAGAAGAUGAAAGAAAGUCCCUUCUCUUAUCAAGUUACCUAAAUUCCGCACUUUGUCUUCUGAAGUUAGAACAUUAUAUUGAAGCAAUUAAAAUCUGUGAUAAAGCUCUUGAAAUUGAUCCAGAAUCCGAGAAAGGUCUUUUUAGAAGAGGCCAGGCUAAAAUGCUAAUCAAUGAUUGCAGUGAAGCUCUAGAGGAUUUUGAAAAGCUGAUUAAUUUAUAUCCUGAAAAUAAAGUUGCUAGACAAAGUAGACUUUUGUGUCAUGAAAAAAUGAAGAACCAAAGUACUAAAGAUAAAAAAGUUUAUAGCAAGAUGUUUGAAAAGUUUGUUAAACAGGAUGAGGAAAGAAUAAGAAAUAUGAAAACUGAAACUGGUGUCUGGGAAGACAACGAAGAAAGUAAUGAAAAUAAACUGAGUGACAGUUCUUUGGACCAAAAUAAAAAACUAUACGAGCAGCAUGGUGCUGUUUUGCGUGAUGCAAACGUUGUUGAACUCUCCAAUACUGCCUGUUUGUAACUUAAGGAAAGUUUAGUUGUUAUACCUUUAAACCUUUUUUUAUACGGAAAUUUCAGUGCCAAAUGAUUGAUUUUGUAAAUGAAGUAAGAAUUUUCAAACAGCACAAAGUAUUACUUAAUAGUUUAUUUUUAAUAUUUACUUUAUUAAAAACUGCUUUCUUUCAAAUGUAAUUUUAUUUUUAAUAUUUUACUUUAUACAUAAGUGUUAAACCUAUAUAAAAAUAAAUAUUGUCAGGGUAUCAUAACUUUUAGUUUCUUAUAGAGCUGUAAAAUUAAAAUUAUUUUUUUACCCCCCCCCCCCCAAAAA